AAAAAUUAAAUCUGCCCUAUGAUCCUGAAACAUUUCGUUUUCGUGUGCGUGACCUUAUUCUCUAUCUAUCACCGGAGCUCUCCGUUUCCUCUGUACUCAUCUCCGGCCACCAUCGGCCACCUCCACGAGCCACCGCCUUUCCAUAUCCAUUAUCCGUUGGUUUAAAAGAGCAACGAAAAAACAGCGUUCUGCUAUGGACCCAUCUAUAGUCAAGCUUCUUGAAGAUGAUGAGGAUGAAACUAUGCAUUCAGGAGCAGAUGUUGAAGCGUUUCAAGCUGCAUUAAAUAGAGACAUAGGCGGAGAUGCUUCUAAUUCUCAGCUUUCUGAUUCAGAUGCAGGAAGCAAUAAUUCAUUCAGUCAAUCAUUACCAACGUGGCCAACUUCUAGCCAUGACAACCAGACCGACUGUCAAAAUCAGGAGCCUAAAAUUGCUCAAGAGCAACCUUCAUCUGAAAUGGAGCUGAAGCAACAAGGACCUGUCGUGGAACAGAUACAAAAUGUUGCCUCACAAGAUGCAAGCAAUCCUACUUUAUCACACAAACAAUCUCAAGAUGAAUGUCUCCAACGCCAGACUGUACCGGUUUCCCACCAACAUUCUCAAACAAAUGAAGUUCAGAAAUCCGAAAAAGAUCCUGCCUUUAACCAUGAGGUAAUCAAAACAAAUAAUCCCAACUGUGAAUCUCAGUAUGCAAAAUUGCAGCAGAUGAGUAAUCAACAGGCCACAGUUAAUGAACAACCUAGUAGCCAAAUCAAUCGUAGUAAGCAGGUGCCAUUUGGCUUAUUGCUCCCUAUCUUGAUUCCCCAGCUUGCCAAAGAUAGAGCCAUGCAACUUACAACAUUAUUUAACAAAUUGAAGAAAGAUGAAAUACCCAAAGAUCAUUUUGUACGGCUUAUGAAGGGGAUUGUGGGGGAUCAGAUGCUUAGAAUAGCAUUGACAAAAGUGCAACAACAGACUAAAGCCAACGCAGGUUCUUCUGGACAGCAGCACCCUGUAAGGAUGCCAACGGUUACUUCCAGUGGAGCAAAAUUUAAUGAUCCCCAUGCAUUAGCUCAACUGCAUCAGAGAAGUUUGAAUCCUGCUGCAGACCAUUCUCAUAAUACUUCUUCAGCUAUCCAAGUGAAGAGUGAACCGACCUAUUCAACUAUGGAUGUUGGUGCUAAAAAAUCUCAGGAACAUGAUGUUCGAGUAGUGCAACCAAAUCAAUUACCAUCAUCAGGUUCUAAUGCUGUCAGUCAAGAAACUGAAAGAUCCGCAGUUCACAUGCAAGGCCUUAAUAAGCAGCAACAACAGCAUAUACAUUUCCCAUCGACAUAUGGAAGCAGUGGUGGUAACUAUAACCAUUUUUCCGGGACAACUACUAGUUCAUCAUCUCUCAGACCACAACCUCAUCCUCAUGAUUCACACAUAAGGCAAAUUGCACAUCAGAAUAUUGGUUUAAAUCACUUGGGUGUAGAACGACAGAGUUCUUUCACUGAUCCUAAGAGAAUGCCAGGUGGAUCUGUGUCGACUGGUGUAAACAAUACAGCACCACAACAAACUUCAACUUCUUGGCAACCUUCAGCAGAACAAAAUUCUGGCUUGUUUUCAUCUGUUUCAUAUGUAAAAAAGGAACCUAACGACCUUUCUAUUGAGCAGCAACAUAGGAAUCAUUUAUCUAAAUUGCAUGGGUUGCCUUCUGUUAAUUCUGGUCAAACUGAACCGGGUAGUGGUGUCAACCAAGGCACUGUGAAGGAUGAGUUUUCAAGAGGUUCUUUAGCACUCACUGGCAUGCCACACCCAACAUCUGCUAGCUUGCCCACAUCAAGCUCUGCAUCUCAACUAGAUCCAACUGUCUCUUUAAGCUCUCAGAUCCCAGCUAGCACUUCUGGUAUGGUGUCAAAGACACCUCUAAAAAGACCUCUUGGCCAGAAGAAACCACUUGAAACACUUGGUUCUUCACCUCCUCCUCCAAGUAAGAAACAAAAGGUGUCUGGGUCAUCUCUGGAACAAAGCAUUGAACAGCUUAAUGAUGUUACAGCUGUUAGUGGUGUUGAUCUUAGGGAGGAGGAAGAACAGUUAUUUUCUGGGUCCAAAGAGGACAGUCGAGCUUCAGAAGCAUCUCGAAGAGUUGUGCAAGAAGAGGAAGAAAGUCUGAUUUUGCUGAAAGCUCCAUUGCAGAGAAAAUUGAUUGAAAUUAUGACUGAGUGUGGCUUGAAAGGCAUGGGUAAUGAUGUUGAAAAAUGCUUGUCACUGGUGAGAUUAAAUAUAUUUUUUCAUUAUUUAUUACAAGUAGGGUUCCAUGUAAUCUUACGGCUGAAAAUAAAUGUGCAGUGUGUGGAAGAGCGAAUGCGCGGAGUAAUAAGUAACAUAGUCAGAAUGUCAAAACAGAGGGUUGAUCUGGAGAAAACAAGGCAUCGGACUGUUGUCACUUCAGAUGUUCGACAGCAAAUCAUGGCAAUGAAUAGGAAAGCAAGGGAAGAGUGGGAGAAAAAACAGGCUGAAGUAGACAAGCUCCGGAAACUAAAUGACGUAGAAGGUGGUUCCGGAGUUGAUGGUGACAAGGACAAGGAUGAUGGUCGCAAUAAAGCAACAAAGGUGAACAAGGAAGUAGAUGACAAAAUGAGGACAAAUGCUGCAAAUGUUGCAGCCCGAGCUGCUGUUGGGGGAGAUGACAUGCUGUCGAAGUGGCAACUUAUGGCUGAGCAAGCCAGGCAGAAACGUGAAGGGGGAACAGACACUGCAUCUGGUUCUCAGCCAACCAAAGAUGUCAGUCGCAAAUCUUCUCCAUCAUCAGGAAGGAGCACAAAAGACAAUCAAGAAAGGGAGAGAAAAGGUCCAAAUUCUCUUGGGAGUUCAGCGUCUGGUAGGAAGUUUGGGAAAAACCAUUCCCCUGGAUCUCAAACUCGCAUAGCUCGUAGCAUCUCUGUGAAGGAUGUGAUUGCAGUCUUGGAGAGGGAACCUCAGAUGUCCAAAUCGUCACUCUUAUAUCGAUUGCAUGAGAGAAUCCAUUCUGAUGCUUCAACUGACUAAGUGACAUCAAUUGGUCCCAUUUUCAAAUCAGCUUCAAGCCCUUUUCAGCUCAAAAAGAUGUGACUCAUUUAGUGGAAAGGUUGUUUCUUUCAUAUCAUGGGCAGACAUUCAGUAAUUCAUUUUUGGCUUAUUACUGUAAUUGGAUGGUGAAGAGUAUGAUUAUUUCAAGAUAAAACCUUGGCGUUUUAUCCUUUAUCUAUUUGAAAAUUAUAAUGGUAGGAGAUGGAGAACUAGUCAUAUUUACUAUCAAGGGAGAGGAACGUCUCAAACUUGCCAACAUGCUCAUCUCUAGGUUUAUUAGCAAUUUUGUAUAUUCAUGAUAAGAAAAUUGUAGUUUGUUUAUUGAAUGAACCAAGAUGUUUGGUUCGUUUUGCGUGAAAGUAAAUAUAUUCCCCAUGGUUGCCGAUAUUUUUCAAAUUGUCUCAUAAUUAUUGGUAAAAACUGUUGUUAUAUAACCGAAUUGAACUAUAGUUAACCGACCCCAAACCGAAUUGCAUCGAACUAAUCAUAUAGUAUAGUAUUACUUGGUUUAUGUUCAAA
Messenger RNA from Vicia villosa (hairy vetch), 3550 nucleotides. Its product is annotated as transcription initiation factor TFIID subunit 4b-like. Bases 194 to 3010 code for a protein of 938 amino acids. The transcript has 16 exons. Gene Ontology annotation, biological process: transcription initiation at RNA polymerase II promoter. Gene Ontology annotation, molecular function: protein heterodimerization activity; DNA binding; RNA polymerase II general transcription initiation factor activity. Lineage: Eukaryota; Viridiplantae; Streptophyta; Magnoliopsida; Fabales; Fabaceae. The record is from RefSeq and is a predicted model, not a curated record. Gene Ontology annotation, cellular component: transcription factor TFIID complex.